Messenger RNA from Phasianus colchicus (ring-necked pheasant), 1346 nucleotides. RefSeq names its product cytochrome c oxidase assembly factor 4 homolog (gene COA4). Gene Ontology annotation, cellular component: mitochondrial intermembrane space. Gene Ontology annotation, biological process: mitochondrial respiratory chain complex IV assembly. NCBI's taxonomy places the organism in Eukaryota, Metazoa, Chordata, Aves, Galliformes, Phasianidae. The record is from RefSeq and is a predicted model, not a curated record.
UCCAAUCGCUCUGGAUGCGCAGCGUCGCCGCCAUCUUGACACUGCACCCCCUUCCUCUUCCGCCUUCCUCCUUCCCGUCAGCCCUCACGCGGGGCGGAAGCGGAAGAUCCAGGCGCCCUCCAAUGAGCGAGCGUUUCGCGACUUCUCCCCGCCCCGGAAGUGUCUACGCGGAAGUGAGCCUUAAAGGGGCCGCGUGGAGUUACGGGGGAACCGGAGUGAUGGCAAAGCCUGGACAUGCCUGGAGCCGUCCUAAAUCGCAGGAGGAAGAGGAGGAAGACCCGGUGGAGGCUAUGGUGACACGGACGGGCUGUGCAGAGCAGCACUGGGCACUGCAGGAGUGCAUGGCAGAGCAGCGGGAUUGGCGACGCUGCCAGGCUCAGGUCCAGGCCUUCCGGCAGUGCAUGGCCCGGCAGCAGCGCCCACACCCUGAGGAGCUGCACCCCAACCCAUCCCAGCACUCCCCCCAUGGAGAUUGAAGCCCCCAGGACUGAACCGCCCAUAGGGACACUGCACCAGGCACCCUGAUACCUCUAACAGUCCCCCAGAGAUGCUGGCUGUGCUAUGGGACACAUUUCCUGUUAUUUUUCUUUUUCUUUUUUUUUUUUUUUUUUUUAAAGCAGAUUGUUAUCUUGAUUCAAUCACCUUAAUUUUAAGCCAGGAAAUUAAAUCUGAUGGCAUUUCUCCUCCUAGCUGAAGAACUCGUGUCCUUCUCAAAGCACAGAGGGGAUUGGUGCACUAUGGCAGUACCAUACAAUAAAGGUUUAAUCAAUGAGGCAGCACCCCAAGGCAUCCCAAAUUGGGGCACUCACAUCAGGAUUUCCACUCUGCCUUUCUCAAAGCUUUCAGCCUCUGGAGGGUGAGCUGCUCCCUUCCGGGAAGGCCCAGGAAUAUUUGGGGUGGGAGAAGAAGGGAGGUGAGGUGCAGCCCCACUUAACCUCGGGGCAAAUAAGCUAUAAAAAUGGACUCAAAUCCUCUCUUGGUUUGGAAGGAAAACUUGAGAUUUCUGCAGGUCAUCUAUAGACCCCAGGUACAGCAGGGAAACGGCUCAUUUCCUGAUGAAAUGUAUUAAAAAAUACAUCUUUUCCUAAUCUCCUCUAAGCAUUGAAAAUAAUUCAAUUAGAGCGUAACUACCCAAAGGAUGGUAUGAUCAGGUGGUCUCAGCCUAAAUUAAAGCAGUGUUGGAAUCACAGAAUCGUUUGAGUUGGAAGGACCUUAAGGAUCACCCAGUUCCAACCUCCCACCCUUAGGCAUUCAGAAAUUCAAGGAGCAGAGCAGAAACUUGGGUGCUGUAACCUCUCCCACUUCAUGUCCUAGUAGAUACAUACAAACAGCACCUCCCCUAUAAA